UCAAGCACGUGCGUACCUGCGUCGCUGGAGACGAACAAACUGCGAGAGAUAGUGAACCACUGUCAGGACUUUGCUGGCUUUCACGAGGAGUUGGCAGACGAUAUGAAGACGACACUUGCACGCAACGGCACCCAAGAUGUGGCAUAUCUGUUCUUGGAACGGAUGGAUCAUUUCCGCGGCAAGCAUCUCAACUAUGUGCGGCUAGUGUUUUGUGCGAUGUUUAUUGAGAUGUGGAAACAAAGCCUGCAGAAGACCUCUGACGAUGGCCGUGACGGUCUGCGAUCGUUAUGGGACACACCUGGGUCAGGUGAGCUGGUGCUGUACAAUGCUAUGUUAGGGU
Messenger RNA from Sphaeroforma arctica JP610, 340 nucleotides. RefSeq lists its product as hypothetical. The record is from RefSeq and is a predicted model, not a curated record. Lineage: Eukaryota; Ichthyosporea; Ichthyophonida. The transcript has 2 exons. The annotation marks the transcript as partial.